GGCAGUAGUGGAGGGGAGCGGGCAGUAACGAAGUCUGCACAGAUACAAAUACUGAAAGUGUGUUUCGUACAAGAGGCAGAUCCGCUGGAUGUGGGUGCUGAACCAGAAGAGCUCAGCUGCAGAAUUCAAGACGAGACAAAAAAGCGCAUCCUCACUGCCUCAGGGUUACAUAUCCUCGGUCUGGCUGGCGUCAAGGUGCGGGUACGAGAGAGUGAGCGCCCACUCGGUCAAACUAUCUGACAAAAUGACACCCCAAUGACUCCGCACCAACCUUGGUAGAGACACAUAGGUUGGGAUGGCGAAGGAAACGAAAGGGAAAGCCGCUUCCCGUCAGCACAGUGCCUCCCACUGGCGGAUGCAGGACAUUGCACAGGAGUCUGUUGACAGCUCAGAUGAGGAGUUUUUCGAUGCCAGAGAUGUGCUGGAGGGGAAGAGUGCCAUCCUCCUGGGGAUGAGCCAGUGGAACUCCAACGACCUGGUGGAGCAGAUCGAGACCCUGGGACACAUGGACCAAUCACAAGGGAGCCUGUAUCGCCUGGGGCGUCCUCGAUGUGUCCCUCAGAGCAGCAUCGACGGGUUAGAGGACAUGGAGAAGACCCAGUGUAAGACCCACGUGUUGCUGCUGGUGAUGCAUGGUGGGAACAUCCUGGAUACGGCAGGGGGAGACCCUGGCACCAAGGCUGGCGAUGCCACCACGCUGUCCUCUGUGCUGGAGAAGGUGGCCCGGGCACACUUCCAGGCCGCAGCAGAACAUGUGAUGAUCAAGCUAGUGGCCUGCCCGGCUGUGUGUGCCGAGGCCUUCUCCCUCGUCUCCAAUCUGAACCCAUACAGCUAUGAUGAGAGCUGUGUGUCCAGCAGCGUUGACCACCUGCCCCUGGCCGCCCUCCCGCUCCUCGCCAUCGCAGCCCCACACUACCAGGACGCCGUGGCAACCCUCAUCACCCGCGCCAACCAGGCCUACCACAGCUUCCUCGUGUCCCAGGAUGGUCAGGGCUUCACCGGACAGGUGUGUGUGAUGGGUGACUGUGUGGGAGGUGUGCUGUGCUUCGAUGCCCUGUGUUUCAGCAGCAGCAGUAGUAGCAGUCAGAGGCAGCACAGCAGUCCCAGCAGCAGCAGGAACAACAGCACUGAGAGCCUCAAGGAUAACCCCGAGGACAGCCCCUGUCACAGCCCCAGCCUUGGCCUCAGCUCCAGUAAGAGGCUGAGUAAGAGUAACAUUGAUAUCUCGGCCCUGCCCAGCGAUGGACAAAACCAGGCCAGACAGCCCCUCAGCAGGAAACAGAGUGACUCGUAUGAUGGAGACACAUCUACUGGACAACACAGCUUCUUCAGCAGUCUGAUGCAGGAGGGGGUGGACCUGCGCCCCGGCAGCAGCAGUAGUCUGAUUUUGAACCCAGGGAGGUUUGAUUUUGAGGUCUCUGAAUGUUUCCUGCUGGGCUGUCCACUGGGUCUGGUGCUGGCCAUGAGACGCACGGUACUGCCUGCUGUCCAGGUGAGUCAACUCCGUCCUGCCUGCACCCAGAUCUUCAACCUGUUCUACCCCUCAGACCCCUCUGCCUCCAGACUGGAGCCCCUGCUGGAGCCCCUCUUCCACAAGCUGCCCCCCUUCCCCAUGCCGCGCUACCAGCGCUACCCCCUGGGAGACGGACGCUGCACACUUAUAGCUGACAGUAUCCAAAGUCACCCAGAGGUGUUCCUGGAGGCAGAGCCCAGUCCUGGUGCCCCGGCCGUGCCCCCUUCCCCUGAGACAGACAGCAGUGGAAGGGGAAGAGGAGGAGGAGGAGGGCGCAGAGCCAGUGUGACCAGCGUGGACAGUGAGACGUCCUUCUGCUCUGUGGGCCGGAUGAGUAGCACCAUCACCAACAUUUCCAGUAGCUGGUGGGGCUCUAAGAGGUUGGACUAUGCUCUGUACUGUCCAGACGUGUUGACCUCCUUCCCCACCGUGGCACUGCCUCAUCUCUUCCAUGCCUCCUACUGGGAGUCCACUGAUGUAGCUGCGUUUCUGCUCCGACAGCUCAUACGAUGCGACAGUGUGAAGGCCCAGGAAGCUGACAGCAAGGACUCAGCCCCCUUCUCUCCAUCCAGCCCACGGGAGAAGUGGCUUCGCAGGAGGACGCCUGUCAAACUGAGGAAUGUGACUGGCAACCACAGGGUGAAUGAUAUCAUCGCCACAGAGGAGGGACCACAGACGCUGGUUGGUCGGUUCAUGUACGGCCCACUGGACAUGGUGACUCUGACUGGAGAGAAGGUGGACAUUCUCCUAAUGACCCAGCCCCAGUCCGGCCGUUGGGUCCACUUUGACACAGAGGUGACCACCAGUAGUGGCAGAGUGGUCUACACCAUCCCCAAGAGCAAGAAGCUGGCCACCGGGGUCUACCCUAUCAAAAUGAUGGUCAAGGGAGAUCAGACGAGUGCAGAGGCUUACCUGACGGUGCUGCCCAGGGGGAUGGAGUGUGUGGUGUUCAGCAUCGAUGGCUCCUUCGCUGCUAGCGUCUCCAUCAUGGGCAGCGACCCUAAAGUCCGCCCCGGAGCAGUGGACGUCGUCAGACACUGGCAGGACCUGGGCUAUCUUAUCAUCUACAUCACAGGGAGGCCAGACAUGCAGAAGCAGCGCGUGGUGUCAUGGCUGUCCCAACACAACUUCCCCCAGGGCAUGAUCUUCUUCUCUGAGGGCCUGGUCCACGACCCACUGAGACAGAAAACCAUCUUCCUCAGGAAUCUAGUGCAGGAGUGUCACAUUAAGAUCAACUCAGCCUAUGGCUCCAUGAAGGACAUCUCCGUGUACAACAUGCUGGGUCUGAGUCCUUCACAGAUUUACAUUGUGGGCAGGCCUUCCAAGAAGUACCAGAAUCAAUGCCAGUUCCUAAGUGAUGGCUAUGCAGUGCAUCUCUCCUCACUGCAGUUUGGCCACCGGACCAGAUCCAAGAAGACCUCCUCGGUCCGCAUGGUCCUGAGGAAAGGCUCAUUCGGCCUCUCUGCCAAACCUGACUUCCUGUGUAAACGCACCCACCUGAGGAGAACCAUGUCUGUCCAGCACCCUGACCCUCCCUGCACCCCCAACCCUAAGCCUGAGCGGGCCCAGAGCCAACCAGAGUCUGAUCAGGAUCCCGGGGGAGGAGGAGGGGGCGGCGGCCAUGGUGUCUGGGGGCGGGCCUCCAUACACCGUGGAGACGCCACACCCUGACAAACAGAGAGAGAUGGAGGGAAGAUGGACAAGGAGGAGGACAAGGGUCUCAUUGUCCAGGGCCAAGUGUUGUCACCUAUAUUGGAUCUUCUGCUGGUAUCAGUUGUGUUAACCUCCUGCUUGGCUGCUUGGCCCUCUACACAUCUUCAACAGCUUCUCCAUUCCCAGGACUUAUGUCUAAUAUUCCUCAAGUUUUCACCUAAUGCUUGAAACAGCCAUGCAUUCAUCCUAAUGCGGCCUCUCAAGCUCAAAUUAUGUCCACGUUCUUUCAGUGGCAGUGCUAUUGAAACAGUAUGUUAUUUUUUGUCAAGCAAAGAGAGAGACACUUUGGUCAUUUGUAUCAUGGUGCAGAAACACUUGCUGCAGAACAGGAGAUCAACACACAGACGCCACCACAGUCAAAUGCUAGAAGACUCCCUCUCGUCCCCCACUGGGAAUAGCAACAGAUGAGAUCCUGUUGAAACCUAUGGAGCAAUGUUCUAGCCCAAGCAAUAUACCAUCAGGAGAUGUUCCAGACAGUGUGUUCAUUUACCUGUUGUGUUGACAGGUGGCAGAGCUACACUGACAGACUCCUGGAAUUAUCCUUUAUAUACAUAGGACAGACAUCUUGUCCCUCUCUAUGGUCUGUGUCCCCAGGAGUGCUGUGGGCCUCUGGCUGCUUCACACUGUGGACAUUAACCUUAUGUUCCUCAGCCCGGCUGACCUGACCUAACCCCACUCCAGCCUCAGCCCUAUGGCCAUCCAUCCAUCUCUCCCUCUCUCAUUCAGUUAGUCAGUGAGGCAGAACACGGCUUCAGACAGCAGCCUGGUAGGGGGUCCACGUCCACUGAACCGACGACAGAGUGGACAGCCGAAAGCUGCUCUGUCUUGCACUAUCCAAGUACUACAGUAUACCGCGGUGCUUGGUGUUCUGUAGGUCUGAAUCCUAAAGGAUGUGUUAUAUCUCAGCACACUCGCUGCAGGCUGUGACAAUGCCUGUGGAAUGCUGUUACUCCUGGUGGCUCAGAUACAAUAGCGGGAUUUGCUUGCUGUUGUUGUGAUCUUAUAUCUGACUGCAGAUGUGGAACUACAUGUUUUACUCCUCUGUCAGGAUCCUGGGCAUGUAUGGAUGGACUGAGUAUUAUGUGCUUUGUAAAGCUGUUUGAGGGAAUGGUUGUACUGAUUUGACCAAAAUUCUUUACAGGGUUGUGAUGAGAUAGACUCAGACAUCAGAGUAGUCAUGGCGACCUCACAUGAGGAAUGAUGAAACAACUGAUUGAAUAUUGUUAUUGUCAGAAGUCUAAAAUGUGGAACUGACACUGAGAAGUGAAUAUGUUCUAUGAACGGUAUAUCUUUCAAUAGAUCCUAACUUCCUGUCGGGUGAAAUAACAUCAUUCAGAAUGUUCUAGCUUCCAUCCAUUUUAGGAAAGCUACAUCUUGAACUGUAAGGGUUGUCGUUAGGACUAAUGAAGGGGUGUGUCUAUUGAUAGGAGAUACCAUGUCAUCAUAUUUACUGUACUAUGGUGGGUUAGGAAAAGAUCUGACCACUCUGUGCAACUCACAUAUUUUUCUAUAAUGAAAACUGUGUACAGAAAUAUUUUAAAAGUGUGUUUUUUUAACAUGGUUGUUUAACGUGACUGAUAGUUACUUUUGCCUUAAAUUGUAUUUUGUUGUUGUGUAGAAUUAUGAAAAUUACAUUAUUAUCCUAAUUGCUUGACCAAAGUAGGAGUUUGACAUUCAUAAGAAAGUGUGUUGUAUCGACUUGAUAUUUUGUCUUGUAUACAUUUGAAGUAUAUUCUGAAAGGGAGUCAUGCGUCAUGCAUGCACUGUGAGUGUGUGUUAUUGUGUGUGUGUACGUUUCUGUAUAUUCAAGUAUUAAGUAUUUAUGGUGUAAAUACCUGUAGCUCCAAUAUGCUCCUGAGCACGACAAGUAAAGACCAUGUAUUCUGGACGGAGAAGUCAAAGGUUGGUCAGUGUUGCCUGUUCUUCAAGGCAGGAGUAGUAGUGUGUUCUUCAAGGCAGGAGUAGUAUUGUGUUCUUCAAGGCAGGAGUAGUAUUGUGUUCUUCAAGGCAGGAGUAGUAUUGUGUUCUUCAAGGCAGGAGUAGUAUUGUGUUCUUCAAGGCAGGAGUAGUAGUGUGUUAUUCAAGGCAGGAGUCGUAGUAGUGUGUUCUUCAAGGCAGGAGUAGUAGUGUGUUAUUCAAGGCAGGAGUCGUAGUAGUGUGUUCUUCAAGGCAGGAGUAGUAUUGUGUUCUUAAAGGCAGGAGUAGUAGUGUGUUCUUCAAGGCAGGAGUAGUAUUGUGUUCUUCAAGGCAGGAGUAGUAUUGUGUUCUUCAAGGCAGGAGUAGUAUUGUGUUCUUCAAGGCAGGAGUAGUAUUGUGUUCUUCAAGGCAGGAGUAGUAUUGUGUUCUUCAAGGCAGGAGUAGUAGUGUGUUAUUCAAGGCAGGAGUCGUAGUAGUGUGUUCUUCAAGGCAGGAGUAGUAUUGUGUUCUUAAAGGCAGGAGUAGUAGUGUGUUAUUCAAGGCAGGAGUAGUAUUGUGUUCUUCAAGGCAGGAGUCGUAGUAGUGUGUUCUUCAAGGCAGGAGUAGUAUUGUGUUCUUCAAGGCAGGAGUAGUAUUGUGUUCUUCAAGGCAGGAGUAGUAUUGUGUUCUUCAAGGCAGGAGUCGUAGUACUGUGUUCUUCAAGGCUGGAGUAGUAUUGUGUUCUUCAAGGCAGGAGUAGUAGUGUGUUAUUCAAGGCAGGAGUCGUAGUAGUGUGUUCUUCAAGGCAGGAGUAGUAUUGUGUUCUUAAAGGCAGGAGUAGUAGUGUGUUAUUCAAGGCAGGAGUAGUAUUGUGUUCUUCAAGGCAGGAGUCGUAGUAGUGUGUUCUUCAAGGCAGGAGUAGUAUUGUGUUCUUCAAGGCAGGAGUAGUAUUGUGUUCUUCAAGGCAGGAGUAGUACUGUGUUCUUCAAGGCAGGAAUAGUAUUGUGUUCUUCAAGGCAGGAGUAGUAUUGUGUUCUUCAAGGCAGGAGUAGUAUUGUGUUCUUCAAGGCAGGAGUAGUAUUGUGUUCUUCAAGGCAGGAGUAUUAUUGUGUUCUUCAAGGCAGGAGUAGUAUUGUGUUCUUCAAGGCAGGAGUCGUAGUACUGUGUUCUUCAAGGCUGGAGUAGUAUUGUGUUCUUCAAGGCAGGAGUAGUAGUGUGUUAUUCAAGGCAGGAGUAGUAGUGUGUUAUUCAAGGCAGGAGUCGUAGUAGUGUGUUCUUCAAGGCAGGAGUAGUAUUGUGUUCUUCAAGGCAGGAGUAUUAUUGUGUUCUUCAAGGCAGGAGUCGUAGUACUGUGUUCUUCAAGGCUGGAGUAGUAUUGUGUUCUUCAAGGCAGGAGUAGUAGUGUGUUAUUCAAGGCAGGAGUCGUAGUAGUGUGUUCUUCAAGGCAGGAGUAGUAUUGUGUUCUUAAAGGCAGGAGUAGUAGUGUGUUAUUCAAGGCAGGAGUAGUAUUGUGUUCUUCAAGGCAGGAGUAGUAGUGUGUUAUUCAAGGCAGGAGUCGUAGUAGUGUGUUAUUCAAGGCAGGAGUCGUAGUAGUGUGUUCUUCAAGGCAGGAGUAGUAUUGUGUUCUUCAAGGCAGGAGUAUUAUUGUGUUCUUCAAGGCAGGAGUCGUAGUACUGUGUUCUUCAAGGCUGGAGUAGUAUUGUGUUCUUCAAGGCA
Molecule: messenger RNA, 6838 nt
Organism: Oncorhynchus gorbuscha (pink salmon)
Lineage: Eukaryota; Metazoa; Chordata; Actinopteri; Salmoniformes; Salmonidae
Product: membrane-associated phosphatidylinositol transfer protein 3-like
Biological process (GO): phospholipid transport
Cellular component (GO): cytoplasm
Molecular function (GO): phosphatidylinositol binding; metal ion binding; phosphatidylcholine binding
Source: RefSeq, a predicted model, not a curated record